GGGUGAUUUUUAAUGAAGCACUUCCCCUUCGUUUGGCGCAAGUUCCCUUCCUUCAUCCUUCCUCUGCUCCAUGAUUUGGCAAGAGCAAAGGCUUCUAGAUAACCGACGGCCAGAACGACUACAUGCCGUCAGCACCCGAAUCAAAGUGACUGUUCGGUUUAUGUCCGCCCUCUUCGUCUCAUGGAACAAUUGCAUUGGUUACAUCACAAGAAUCAGUGAAGUCCCAGAUAGACCAUCUCUCAGGCAUUUCAUCAAACACUCUGCGUGCAUUUCCCAUAGACCCAUCUAGCUAAACACCUGUCAAAUGUAAUUAUUGCCCAAAAGGUGUUUGAUGAAAUGUCUAAGUGAGGAUUUGAGUGUUGUUGUAAAAUGUGUUGUUUUCACUCUACCUCCGGAGUGAUGCAUGUGAUCGGAAGUUGGACUUUACGUAACAAGAAAGGAAAACGGAGGCAAAUGGGUUCCCACUGUUUGCCAAAAUGGAACAGAGAAGGGAUGCGACGGAGAAAACAAAGGGGAACAUGGCGUCAAAAGAAGGGGAAAGUCAUUUGCAAGGCGGCAUGUGGGUGAGUCAAUGCCCGGAAUUCUAAGUCAACGACAUGAAUCCGGCCAAAGGUAUGAGGAAAAGGCCAAUCAUGGCGGAAUGUUAUAAGAAUAUACUUAUCAUAGGCCUUCUGUUCUUGGUCACGGUGCAUUGUAAGGAGGAGAAAAAGAUUGCAGAUUAUGAUGUUAAGUUUGAUUCACGGUCCUUGAUUAUCCAUGGCCAUAGAGAGCUCCUCUACUCUGGCUCAGUCCAUUAUCCUCGUGUUCCCGUUGAGGAAUGGGAGGAUGUUCUUGACAAAUGCAAGGAAGGAGGCUUGAAUGUGAUCCAAACUUACAUCUUUUGGAAUGUGCACGAGCCUGUGAAGGGCAAGUUCAAUUUCACAGGCCAAAACGAUGUUGUGAGAUUCCUUAACUUGGUUGCUAAGAGAGGCAUGUGGGCAACCCUUCGUGUUGGGCCAUUCGUUCAAGGUGAAUGGAACAACGGAGGAUACCCAUUCUGGUUAAGAGAGGAGCCUAACAUCACAUAUCGAACUGAUAAUCAAAUAUUCAAGAAAAAUACAGAAAAAUGGGUCACCAAGGUUGUAUCAUUGAUGAAGGAAAACAAGUUAUAUGCCUCACAGGGAGGUCCUAUCAUAUUGUCUCAGAUUGAGAAUGAGUAUGAUCACGUUAGAGGAGCCUUUAGAGACGGUGCUGCAGAGAGGUACAUUAACUGGGCAGGAAACAUGGCUCUUGGUCAGAAAACUGGUGUUCCAUGGAUCAUGUGUGAGCAAAAAGAUGCCCCUGGAGAAGUGAUCAAUGCUUGCAAUGGUAGACAUUGUGGAGAAACAUUUGAAGGUCCAAAUGCACCUUACAAACCGUCUUUGUGGACUGAGAACUGGACUGCUCAGUUCAGAGUUUUCGGAGAUGUACCUUCCCAGAGGUCUGCUGAGGAUACCGCCUUUGCUGUGGCACGCUGGUUCUCCAAAAAUGGAAGUCAUUCUAACUAUUACAUGUACCACGGUGGCACAAACCUUGGUAGAACUGCUGCCGCCUUUACUACCACUCGCUACUACGAUGAAGCUCCAAUAGAUGAGUUUGGUUUAAUAAGGGAACCAAAAUGGGGACACUUGAAGGAUCUACACCGUGCUAUAGCGCUAAGCCAGAAGGCUAUUUUUAAUGGUAGAUAUGGUGUUGAGAUAAUCAGUCCAGAUUUGGAGGUGCGCUACUACGAGAAGAACAACCUUUGCGCAGCUUUCUUGUGGAACAACUGCACUCAUGUGUCAAAAACUUUGAAAUUCAGAGGCAAAGAGCACACCCUUCCACCAAAGUCCAUCAGCAUCUUACCUGAUUGCAAGACUGUUGUGUUCAAUACAGACUCUAUGGUCACACAACAUAGUUCAAGGGAGUUUGUUAAAUCCGAGAAAGCUAACAAGAACCUGAGAUGGGAGAAGACCAAUGACAACAUCCCAUCUAACUCUGAUGUCUAUUCGAGGAUGCCAAUGGAGCAGUUCCAUACUGCAGGGGACAAAACCGACUAUAUGUGGUACAGAACUAGUGUCGAAUUGGACAGCGUUGAUUUGCCUUUCAGAAAGUCCCUCCAACCAGUUUUACAGCUGUACCAUCUUGGUCAUUCCUUGCAAGCCUUUGUCAAUGGAAAAUAUAUAGGAUCGAGCCACGGAUUCCAUAGAGCUCCUGCCUUCUCAUUCCAAGCACCUGUAAAUUUGAAGGAAGGUGUUAACAAUAUAACAAUUUUGAGCAACACAAUGGGAAUGCCGGAUAGUGGAAGCUAUAUGGAGAGAAGAUGGGCAGGGCUAAAAUUUCUUGAAAUCCAAGGUUUAGGUACAGGAGAACUUGAUCUUUCUUCCAACGGGUGGCAUCACACGAUUGGCUUGGAAGGAGAGAAGCUUCAGUACUUCACAGAGGAAGGUGCUAACAAGGCCAAAUGGACACCGGCAAAGGGAGCUGGUGAAGUACUUACUUGGUACAAGGCAUAUUUUGAUGCUCCGGAGGGAGAUGAUCCAGUAGCUAUCAGAAUGGAGAACAUGACCAAAGGAGUGAUGUGGGUCAAUGGACGUGGCAUAGGACGUUACUGGUCGACUUUCCUGACAAUAAGGAACGUGCCUUCUCAAAGCGAGUACCGCAUUCCAAGAUCAUACCUUAAACCUAAGGACAACUUGUUGGUGAUCUUUGACGAAGCAGGAGGGGAUAUAGAUACAGUUCAGAUUGAGACGGCGAACAGAGAUGUGAUUUGUAGCUAUAUAUCAGAAGACAUGCCUCCCAGUGUAACAUCGUGGAAAAGGGAUGCCCAUGACAUCCUUGCUGUGGUUGAUGACCUUAAAGUGAAGGCAUCACUCAAAUGCCCUAAAAAUAAGGUCAUCAGCCAUGUCGAUUUCGCUAGCUUUGGCAACCCCUAUGGUGUUUGUGGCUUCUUUAUCCUUGGCACUUGCAAUUCUCCCAACUCCCAAAAGAUUGUUGAGCAGAAAUGUUUGGGAAAAGAUAGCUGCACGAUUCCAGUUGAUAAAGGUCUAUUUGAUAACGGAAAAGACAAUUGUCCUAAAGAAUCAGCCAAAGUCUUGGCCGUACAAGUGAGGUGCAGUCCCAAGGGUUAAUACUUAGAAGCCCCUUUCUUCCUCCCCUUUUUUUUUGUUUCUAAAAUGUCUCUUUAUGUUUAUUAUAAAUAGUACACCUUAAGUAGGUUAGCGCGUUUCUUGAUAUGGAUCGGAAAAUAUAUUACUCAUCGCGUAGCAAGAUGAGAUAAUUUAAAUGGUUCAAAUUACGUAUGUACAAUUUUUUUUUUUUCCCGAUAUGUUGUUAUUCUGAUGGACCCUGAAUUAUACUAAUAUUAUUACUUUAAUUGA
Molecule: messenger RNA, 3377 nt
Organism: Spinacia oleracea (spinach)
Lineage: Eukaryota; Viridiplantae; Streptophyta; Magnoliopsida; Caryophyllales; Amaranthaceae
Product: beta-galactosidase 13
Exons: 21
Coding region: 597-3128 (843 amino acids)
Biological process (GO): carbohydrate metabolic process
Molecular function (GO): carbohydrate binding; hydrolase activity, hydrolyzing O-glycosyl compounds
Source: RefSeq, a predicted model, not a curated record